AUGGCCAGUAGGACACAGGAGAUGUCAUUUGAAGUCCUGAAGAAGUACCUUGACAGUGGUGGAGAUAUCCUUGUGAUGUUAGGAGAAGGUGGAGAAUCCAGAUUCGACACCAAUAUUAACUUCCUACUAGAAGAAUAUGGAAUCAUGGUUAAUAAUGAUGCUGUGGUUAGGAAUGUAUAUUACAAGUAUUUCCAUCCUAAAGAAGCCCUAGUUUCCAAUGGAGUCUUGAACAGGGAAAUUAGCCGGGCUGCAGGAAAGGCUGUGCCUGGAAUCAUUGAUGAGGAGAGCAGUGGAAACAAUGCCCAGGCUCUCACCUUUGUCUAUCCCUUUGGUGCCACACUGAGUGUCAUGAAACCAGCAGUGGCUGUUCUGUCCACAGGCUCUGUCUGCUUCCCACUUAACAGACCCAUUCUGGCUUUCUAUCACUCGAAGAACCAAGGUGGGAAGCUGGCAGUGCUUGGCUCAUGUCACAUGUUUAGUGACCAAUAUUUGGAUAAAGAAGAAAACAGUAAAAUCAUGGAUGUUGUUUUCCAGUGGCUCACAACAGGAGACAUUCAUCUAAACCAGAUUGAUGCUGAGGACCCAGAGAUUUCUGACUACACGAUGCUGCCUGACACAGCCACCCUGUCAGAGCGGCUUCGAGUGUGUCUCCAGGAGGGCGACGAGAACCCGCGGGACUUUACCACCCUCUUCGACCUGUCCAUUUACCAGUUGGAUACCACCUCCCUCCCCAAGGUCAUCAAGGCUCAUGAGCAGCUAAAUGUCAAACAUGAACCACUCCAGCUCAUCCAACCUCAGUUUGAGACACCGCUGCCUGCCCUUCAGCCUGCGGUUUUCCCUCCUAGUUUCAGGGAAUUACCACCUCCUCCUCUGGAGCUAUUUGACUUAGAUGAGACGUUUUCUUCUGAGAAGGCACGGCUUGCUCAGAUUACCAAUAAGUGUACUGAAGAAGACCUGGAAUUCUAUGUCAGGAAGUGUGGUGACAUUCUUGGAGUAACCAGUAAACUACCAAAGGACCAACAAGAUGCCAAACAUAUCCUUGAGCACAUCUUCUUCCAAGUGGUAGAGUUCAAGAAAUUGAACCAGGAACAUGACACUGAUACAAGUGAAACGGCAUUCCAGAACAAUUUCUGAGGACCGUGCCUCUUGAAGCAUUUUCUGCCUCCUGAUUCUCUCUCUGUAAACUAGUUUUGAAUCGUUCCUCAACUCCUUACCAAAAUUGUCUAUACACUCUUUCCUCUGUGAGCUGUGGAAGGUUUGUGCAUCUUCUGUACAGACUGUAUAGGUGUAAGAUUUCUAACUUACAAAAUCCUGUGUAAGAUAUGUUCCUUUUUUAAUUAAAUCUGUGAUUGAAUCUGUACUUUUAUAAUUUA
This is a messenger RNA of Galeopterus variegatus (Sunda flying lemur), 1373 nucleotides long. RefSeq names its product intraflagellar transport 52 (gene IFT52). The coding region runs from base 1 to 1134 and encodes 377 amino acids. Lineage: Eukaryota; Metazoa; Chordata; Mammalia; Dermoptera; Cynocephalidae. The record is from RefSeq and is a predicted model, not a curated record. Gene Ontology annotation, cellular component: cilium; intraciliary transport particle B; centriole. The transcript is spliced from 12 exons. Gene Ontology annotation, biological process: intraciliary transport; cilium assembly.